This is a messenger RNA of Paecilomyces variotii, 1563 nucleotides long. RefSeq names its product amino acid/polyamine transporter I. Gene Ontology annotation, molecular function: transmembrane transporter activity. Gene Ontology annotation, cellular component: membrane. Gene Ontology annotation, biological process: amino acid transport; transmembrane transport. The record is from RefSeq and is a predicted model, not a curated record. The coding region runs from base 1 to 1563 and encodes 520 amino acids. NCBI's taxonomy places the organism in Eukaryota, Fungi, Ascomycota, Eurotiomycetes, Eurotiales, Thermoascaceae. The transcript has 5 exons.
AUGGCCGACAAGGGGACCCCGGAGAAGAUGCAGACAGUGGCGAACGCUGCGGAUGACCACGACGAUGUUGAGGUUGUUAAUGCCUCGGGUCAUAAGCAGGAACUGGAGCGGAACUUCAGUCUGGUCAGUAUCUGUGCUACUGCCGUCACAACUGGAAAUACCUGGACUGCCGCGGGAGGCAGUAUUACUGCGUCGCUAAGCAAUGGAGGACCUCCUGGUGCACUUUAUGAAUUUAUUGCGGUUUCAGUCUGCUAUUGGUUGGUAGCGUCUUCUAUCGCCGAAUUGGCGUCUGCAAUGCCGUCGUCUAGUGGUGUGUACCAUUGGGCCUCUAUCACUGCGGGCAAAUAUGGUCGUCCGUGCGGUUUCUUUGCUGGCUGGUGGAACGCUCUGGCCUGGGUUUUCGGGGCUGCUUCCAUGGCUGCCAUCCUCGGAAACCAGACGGUGUCGAUGUAUGCGUUGUUCCAUCCGGACUUCACACCCCAGGCGUGGCAUGUCUUCGUGAGCUUCAUCAGCUGCUCAUUCAUCUGCUGCGCUACGGUUUUGUUCGCGAAUAGAGCCCUUCCCGUGAUCAGCAAUCUUGGAGGCUUCUUCAUCCUGGCGGGAGUAUUCAUCACCAUCAUUGUCUGCGCAGUUAUGCCUCAUGUCACUGGCGCCGGUUAUCUACCCUCGCACACCGUCUGGCGUGACUGGGACAACCUGACAGGCUACUCCAGCCAGGGUUUCGUUUUCGUUGCCGGUAUGCUUAAUGGAGCGUACAGUGUGGGCAAUCCAGAUAUUUCCACCCAUCUUGCUGAGGAGAUCCCAAGGCCUAGCAAGAAUGUCCCCAAAGCCGUCCUGGCCCAGAUGGCUAUUGGCUUCGUUACGGGAUUCCUUUAUCUGGUCGCUAUAUUAUACUCAAUUCACGAUCUCGACGCAGUCAUGGGCAGCUCAUAUAACUUCCCUAUCGCUGAGAUUUACCUGCAGGCCACGGGAAGCAAGGGAGGAGCGCUUGGUCUGCUUAUCAUUGCAUUCAUUCCGACAGUUAUCACAUGCAUUGGUUGUUACAUGACGGCCGGACGCACUCUGUGGACGCUCUCUCGCGACCGUGCGACGCCCUUCCCUAGCUGGUUGAGCCAUAUCAACCCGAAGACGCAAAAUCCGUUCAACGCCACCCUCGUGUGCGGUGUUGUCGUUACUAUCCUGGCGUGCAUCUACGUCGGUUCGACGACUGCUUUCCAGGCCUUCAUUGGAUCAUUCGUGCAACUUUCCAGUCUCUCUUACCUGGCCGCCAUUCUGCCCCAUCUUCUCACCAAGCGGUCAUCAGUCACACCAGGUCAUUUCUGGAUGGGACGCAUUGGUUUUAUUGUCAACCUCCUGUCCUCUAUCUACAUCGCCGCCUUUGUCGUCAUUUUCUGCUUCCCGUACGCCCUCCCGACAGAUGCGGGUUCGAUGAACUAUGCCUGCCUGAUCACCGGCGGUCUCACCAUUUUCGUGGGCGCCUGGUGGCUCGUCCGGAUGCGCACUUAUAAGGGGCCGUCAUCCAUCCCAUUGACCGACAAGAUCAUCCCCGAGGAUGCGAUAUAA